Messenger RNA from Saccharomyces eubayanus, 1194 nucleotides. RefSeq names its product nicotinamide-nucleotide adenylyltransferase NMA1 (gene NMA1). The record is from RefSeq and is a predicted model, not a curated record. Gene Ontology annotation, biological process: NAD+ biosynthetic process. Gene Ontology annotation, molecular function: nicotinamide-nucleotide adenylyltransferase activity; nicotinate-nucleotide adenylyltransferase activity. Lineage: Eukaryota; Fungi; Ascomycota; Saccharomycetes; Saccharomycetales; Saccharomycetaceae. Bases 1 to 1194 code for a protein of 397 amino acids. The transcript has a single exon.
AUGGAUCCUACAAGAGCUCCGGAUUUCAAGCCACCGUCUCCAGACGAAGAAUUGAACCCUCCGCCAGACCCAGAAUCUAAAAUCCCGAAAUCUAUUCCCAUUAUACCAUACGUCUUGGCCGAUGCGAACACCUCCAUUGAUGCACCUUUCCAUAUCAAAAGGAAAAAAAACUACUCUAAGCAUCAUCACAAUCACAGAGAUAGUAAAGACAAAAAGCACCAGCACAUCCCAUUGAACCAAGACGACUUUCAACCGCUGUCUGCAGAAGCGUCGUCCGAAGACGAUGAUGCUGACCUCAAAACGAAGGAACGAUCUAGUUUGGAUUCAAACACAGAAUCGGAGACCAGGGGUGUCCAAAAAUAUCAAAUUGCUGAUCUAGAAGAAGUCCCGCACGGGAUUGUUCGUCAGGCAAGAAAUUUGGAAGAUUAUGAGUUCCCCUCCCACAGACUAUCAAAAAAAUUACUCGAUCCAAACAAACUGCCGUUAGUCAUUGUAGCAUGUGGGUCUUUUUCUCCAAUCACAUAUUUACAUUUGAGAAUGUUCGAAAUGGCUUUGGACGCCAUCUCUGAACAGACGAGAUUUGAAGUCAUUGGUGGCUACUACUCCCCCGUUAGUGAUAACUACCAAAAGCAAGGCUUGGCUCCAUCUUACCGUAGGGUACGUAUGUGCGAGUUGGCUUGUGAAAGAACUUCCUCUUGGUUGAUGGUGGACGCAUGGGAAUCACUGCAACCCACCUACACCAGGACCGCUAAAGUCCUGGAUCACUUCAAUCACGAAAUAAAUAUCAAGAGAGGUGGUGUGGCUACAGUCACCGGCGACAAAAUAGGUGUCAAGAUAAUGCUGCUGGCUGGGGGCGACCUGAUAGAAUCAAUGGGUGAACCAAACGUCUGGGCAGACGCUGAUUUACACCACAUCCUGGGUAAUUACGGUUGUUUGAUAGUCGAACGUACUGGCUCUGAUGUUAGAUCGUUUUUGCUAUCUCACGAUAUCAUGUAUGAGCACAGGAGAAACAUUCUUAUCAUCAAGCAACUCAUCUACAAUGAUAUUUCUUCCACAAAAGUCCGCUUAUUCAUCAGACGUGGGAUGUCUGUACAAUAUCUGUUGCCGAAUUCGGUUAUCAGAUAUAUUCAAGAGCACAGAUUGUAUGUGGACCAAACCGAGCCUGUCAAGCAAGUUCUUGGGAACAAGGAAUGA